CGGCGGAGCAGCUGGUAGGAAAUGGAGCCCGGCGGUGAGUCAGGCGGGAGGCCGGCGGCCGGGGGCUCCGGGGUCCUCGUCGUCUCCCCUUGCAGGGGGGCUGCUGCUGUUGCUGCCCCAGGCCGGGACCAGGAGCAGGCUCGCCCGGAGGGGGCUGCCAGGUCUUGAAGAAGGGGCUCUGCCAGAAUCGAGUGCUUCUGGGGUCUCUGCCGCUGGCGGAGUGCCAAUGGGAGAAGAUUCCUGCUGCCAUUGCCACUCUCUGUUUGAAAGGUCCUGUGGAACUGUCCCACUGCUGCUGCUGCUUCCGAGUUGCCCUGUUUGCCCGCGAGGACUUUGAGGAAGCCAGGAGGCAGAACUUGCGCCGCAGCCCGUGAUGGUGGGAGCCAUUCCCAGGCAGCCACGCCGCUUCUGGGGAGUGCCAGGGUGGAAGGUCUCGCCUGCCGGCUACGCCAGCCACCGCCUGCUGCUGGAGGGGGAGCCCAGGGUGCCCAGGAGGAGGACGAGGGACCCUUGGCAGAGGGAUGCGGCCAUGAAGCACACUUCAUAGCAGGGGCUUUCUCCAGGCUCCCAAAGGCCCCGCGGCACUUUAGCACCCUUCCCUGCCCCAUCGCACCCCAUGCGGCACAUCAAUGCAGAGUCGGCCCUCCCCCAGGAGCGCAGUGCAGGCACCAGCCGGGAGGAGGAGCAGGAGGAAGAGGAGGAGGCGGAGGAGGAAGGGCCCCUCCCCUGGCGCCGCCACCGCGGGGUCCUGAUGGGCUGCGGCCCCGCGGAGCUCGCCUGCCAGAAGGUCUACCAGGUCUCCAUCUUCUCCCCGCCGGCCGGCUGCUCCCCGCCUCCGGAACAGAGGGCUCCCGGGAGGCAGCCCAUCAAGCGCCCCUGCCCGGAGCCCCAGCGGGGGCCGGAGGGGGCCGAGUGGGACGCCAAGAGGGGCCGCUGGGAGGAGGGGGACGAUGACAUUGAGGAUGGGCUGCUGGUGGACGAGCUCUCCCUGGGGGGUGCCGCCCAGCACUUCUCCCACAGCGGCCUGCGCGUGGUGGAGCACCGCCCCGAGAGCAGCCCCCCCAGGGCACGAGGGGCCACCCCAGCGCAGGCCCCGCACACCCCUUGCGACACUUUGCACACGGCGAAGAGAGGCUGCGCCCCCGCCUCGCCGGACCCUGGCCCUGCCGGGGGGCAGGAGAAGAACGGGGGCCCCAACCGCCUCCUGGGCCCUGGCUUGCACAACCUUGCACAUCAGCCCCAGCUGGGGGACGCGCCCCUGGGGGCACCCGGAGGGCACCUAGAGCCUGGCACUCCGCCAGCGGCUCGAGGCUCGGAUGCCAACGGGCUGGGCUCUGCCGAAAAGACUCCACACCCCAGCUGCGGGCUCCUUGGCGGAGGGACCGGCUGCUGCCCAGCGAAGCGGAAGUUGCUGCCCUCCUCGGCGGAGGGGGCGGCUGAGGCGGGGGGCUCCGAGGACGAGGGGCACCCCCCUGCCCGGAAGAAGAAGAAGAGGGCCCCGCCCUGCCCCCCCGUGCCAGCCUCCUGCCGCAGUACCGACGCCAAGGGCGCCCCUUUCUGGAACCACCUGUUGCCGGUGGCCAAGGGCUCGGCCAACAGCGGAUCUGCCGGCUGCCAGCUGAAGGCUGGGCUGCGCCUCAAACAGAGACAUCUCCGCAGCAGCCUGCCCAGGAGCCCAGCGGGCUGCAGGCCCCCCAGCGCCACCCCCUGGGCCACCACCUCCACCAGCCGUGCCCUGCUGGGGAACUUUGAGGAGUCCAUCCUGAAGGGGCGCUUCCCGCCGGCCGGCCGGAUCGAGGGCUUCACGGCGGAGAUCGGGGCCAGCGGCUCCUACUUCCCGCAGCAUGCCACCCUCCCCGUGGAAGUCACCUAUUUCGACAUAGCGGAGCACAGCGCCCCUUCGCCUUUCCUGGGAGUCAUUGAUUUGGAAUCCUUGGGGAAGAAGGGCUACAGCAUCCCCAAAACGGGCACCAUCCAAGUGACCUUAUUCAACCCCAACAAGACGGUGGUGAAGAUGUUCUUGGUGACCUACGACUUCCACGACAUGCCCGCCAACCACGUCACCUUCCUGCGCCAUCGCAUCUUCCUGGUUCCCGUUGGCGAGGAGGUGGAGCAAGGCCCCAGCCCAGCCCAGAGCGAGGGGCCCAGAAGGGUCCUCUGCUACCUGAUGCACCUGAGGUUCCACAGCUCCAAGUCGGGGAAGAUCUACCUGCACGACAACAUCCGCCUGCUCUUUUCCCGCAAGUCGAUUGAGAUUGAUUCGGGGAUCCCCUACGAACUGAAGUCCUUCACCGAACUCCCGCGCAACCCCUGCUACUCCCCCCGAGCCUGAGGGAGGACGGAUGGACGUGGGGAGAACCCCACCCGGAGCCAGCAGGGCUUUGGCAGAUGAAGAAGGAAGAGGAAAGGUCCUGAGUGCGAAAGAUGAACUGGGCUCAUAGUUUUUUUGUCUGCCUCGAGAGAGAGGCCUGCGCCCAGCCUGGAUCUCAAAUGCAGUGCUUCUCAAGCUCUAGUUGCGGUGCCCUGUGCGGUUUGGCAGGGGGUGGGGGGCAGGAGGAGCCGAAGGAAGGGGCCCGGCCGAAGGAGGGGCAGGGUGGUGUUGGAACAGGGGUGGGGUGGGGAGAGACAAAGAGGGGCUGGGGCUCUGAGAUUAAGAUUUGGGGCCAUCGGAGUGGAGGGCAGGGUGAGACAUAUAUAUGUGUGUGCGUGUGUGUGUGUGUUGGAAGUACGAAGCACUGAAAGGGUCAUGAGGGGGCGAGAGGGAAGGAAGACGGAAGAUGCAGCCUUGACCAUCCAGGCAGAGGCCUCCAGCUGCUUCACGGGCCGCCACCUGAGUGGAAAUGUCUCACGUUGGCAAGCAGAGGAUGGAGUCGCGGAUGCGCUGGGGACGGUGGGAGCUCCCAGCUUUGCAUUUGAACCUGCGAAGAGCAGCUGUGCGUGGCGGGGGGAGAGAGCAAGCCGUCCUUUGCACCCCACGGGGCUUCCUUCGCGUUCCGGGAUUCCUUCCUCCUGGGGGGCCAGGCUCCCUGCCCUUUCUCUAGGGCAUCAGCCCACCCCUGCUCUCCCCUGCCUUUUGCCCAGUGCACGAGACUCGGCAGCCCCCGGAUCUUGCCCAGCUGGCCGAGGGCUUGGUGCAGGCAGGAGACCCCGAAAGGGCCCGGCCCCUGGCAUCACAACGCCUGGUCCGCCUGGGGGGGUUCCAAGAGGCAGAACGCAGGAGGGGCGUCUUGGGAGAAGCUGUGUUUUGAGGGUGGGGAGACAGUGAGUGUCGCUCGCUGCUGUGUCUCCCGUGUCUUGAGCCGAGACCACCUCCCUGCCCAUUCCAUGCCCACCUCAGGUUGAAGACGUACAAGGUGCCAAACUCGACGACGUUGCCAUGGGUGGGUGGGGUGUAGAGGAGCUGAGUUGAAGUUGUUUUGGGACUCCUGCAUGGCGGUUUCCCUGUAUUGGGGUUUUUUGUUAGGGGGUUCUUGGGGGUGGGGGGUCGAAAAUGCUGCCUUUGCAAUCACCUUGAAGCCCCUGCCGGUGGGGUGGGAGGGGGGUGGCGCAGGGGCGAUUUGCACCAUUUCACAAAGGAGAAAGGAAGCCUUGCUUCUGUGAAGGAUUUUGGUCUUUGAGGAGCAGGAGGAGGAGAGGGCAACUUCACCCUCCGAGCUGCCCCCGCGUUGCGUCUCCUCCCUCGUCCUGCUCCCGAGAGAUGAAGCAGAAAGGAGGAGAGGAGAGGGACAACCAUUGUAGACACUUGAAAAUAUUUAUAUUGAAGAAGAAAAAAGAUAGAAAGGACUGUACCAGAUACUUUCUCUGUCUUUUUUUUUUUUAAAAAAAGAAAAUUCUAUAAAUGUGUGUUUGGAAAUGG
Messenger RNA from Podarcis muralis (Common wall lizard), 3856 nucleotides. RefSeq names its product atos homolog B (gene ATOSB). NCBI's taxonomy places the organism in Eukaryota, Metazoa, Chordata, Lepidosauria, Squamata, Lacertidae. The record is from RefSeq and is a predicted model, not a curated record.